AAUUCAGGCAUCAUCAACACUGUAUUGAUUUUGUGUAAAAAAAAAAAAAAUGCAUAGAUUCUGCUCUGGAUACGCCUGCCAUCCACACUACAGCAGGGCAGGAAGACACUAAAAUUAAACUCUACAGCCGCAAUGGCAGCGUGUACAGAUUUAUAAACACGCCGCUUCUUAUCUCCUUCAGACGAGGUGACGAUGGAGGAAGUGGGCCAGAGCACACAGCUGAGGGCGGGGGAGCUCAUCAUCAUCGUGGCGGUGCUGAUCAUGUGGGCAGGUGUAAUCGCUCUCUUCUGUCGCCAGUACGACAUAAUAAAAGACAACGAGCCCAACAACAACAAGGACAAAGCCAAAAACUCCUCAGAGUGCAGCACUCCUGAACACCCAACAGGGGGGCUGUUGCGUAGUAAGUUCUCCAACAACAACAACAACAACAAGAUACCAUCUGUGAACAUCAUUGAGGUGUGACUGCCAGGACAUCUUCUCUUUAUCCUACACGACAUGUUCUCACAAACAAGCGGGCACUUUUUUUAAGCCUGUGAGCUUGUUGGGAUGAGGCUGAGAAUCUGGUUCCCUCCGUGGCGCCUGCUCUCCUUUGGCACAGAGGCCUGGUGCUGAAACC
Solea senegalensis (Senegalese sole) is the source of this 616-nucleotide messenger RNA. RefSeq names its product fibronectin type III domain-containing protein 5-like. Bases 193 to 462 code for a protein of 89 amino acids. The record is from RefSeq and is a predicted model, not a curated record. Lineage: Eukaryota; Metazoa; Chordata; Actinopteri; Pleuronectiformes; Soleidae. The transcript has 3 exons.